AUGCCCAACACGACCUUCAACGCAACCAUCUCGUACUCAACGCUCAACGUCUCGUUGGUCGUGACGAGAAGCGCGUCAAGCGGUCUCAACUACUCGUUGCAGUCGCUCCGGGGCGUGUCGUUGGCGCCCGCCGGGUCGCCCACCCACAUGGACUGCGCCGUCCGUCCGCCGCGCUGUUCGCAGGCCCGCGCGUUUGCCGUCAGCUUGCAGUACAGCAACCUCAUGGACCCCAGGGAGGCUCACGAUGUGGCGACGAUGUCGAUGACGUAA
Molecule: messenger RNA, 270 nt
Organism: Saprolegnia parasitica CBS 223.65
Lineage: Eukaryota; Oomycota; Saprolegniomycetes; Saprolegniales; Saprolegniaceae
Exons: 2
Coding region: 1-270 (89 amino acids)
Source: RefSeq, a predicted model, not a curated record